UGGGUUCUCACUCAGCGAAAACGCGUCCGAUAGGCCACAUGCAAAUUUGCCCAACUCUCUUAGAUAAACUAAUUUUACUUCAAGAAUGAGUUCAAAUGAUUUUGUUGACGCCCAGCCAGUCCCUCCCGUAGAGGCUUCAAUUCUAAACCAAGCGACUAACGCAACAUCAUCGGCAACGCAGUCACAGCAAUCGACAAGCAACUUUUCAAGCCAGGAUUGCGUGGAUUACCCUAUUACCAUCGUACCUGUAGAUAAAGACACCCGAUGCUACGAUAUGAACCACAAGAGACGCGGCGAUGCAUACAUUUUUCAUCACACAGAAUUCGAUUUGAAUUUACAGUUAGACAAAAGAGAAAACGACGGGGACUUGCUCAAAAGGUUAUCUAAUGUUUUAGAUGAUCGUUUGGAGUUCACAGUUAAGGUUUUUACAAACUUGAAAUACAAAAAAAUCUGCAAGGAAAUCACGAAAGCGGCAAACGCAAACCACCAGAACAGCGACUGCAUUCUGUUUGUCUUCAUGACUCACGGAUUCAACGAUAAGCUAUAUGCCCGUGACACGCACUACAAUCUCGAUCCAUUGCGAUUACUGUUCACCGCUGAAAAAUGUCGCACUCUUGCAGGAAAACCAAAAAUAUUCAUCGUCCAGGCGUGUCGAGGUGAUUCGGUGGACGGGGGAACCCUUAUCCCCCUUCGUGCCAACCGUAGUAUUAGCGCAAGUGCAAUGGAUGGGCCAAACAUUCCAUACAAAUUAUCAACACACGCAGAUUUUUUAAUCGCAUAUGCUACUGUUUCUAAUUACGGCGCUUACCGAACCUGGUUCCUCGAAUCUCUUUGUAACGUCUUGGACUCGGAGGAAAACCAAGAAGACGAUUUCCUCUCCAUGAUGACAACUGUCCAAAGAAAAGUUGCCAUUUCAUUCGAAAGCGAACUUGGGGAAAAACAGAUCCCAUCUUUAACAAGUUUGCUCACACGCAAAAUUUACUUUACGCGAAAGAAAAAGCCUCGAAAUUCGCUGACGAACAGAAUGUCAUGCAUAAAUUCGAAUGUUUCCGAAUAAUAUGUGGCAUAUUUUCUGAUGCAUUUAAAUGGACACUGAAAAUUA
This is a messenger RNA of Daphnia carinata, 1102 nucleotides long. RefSeq names its product caspase-1-like. The transcript has 5 exons. The coding region runs from base 86 to 1057 and encodes 323 amino acids. Gene Ontology annotation, cellular component: cytoplasm. The record is from RefSeq and is a predicted model, not a curated record. Gene Ontology annotation, biological process: apoptotic process; proteolysis. Lineage: Eukaryota; Metazoa; Arthropoda; Branchiopoda; Diplostraca; Daphniidae.